This is a messenger RNA of Colletotrichum lupini, 183 nucleotides long. RefSeq lists its product as uncharacterized. Bases 1 to 183 code for a protein of 60 amino acids. NCBI's taxonomy places the organism in Eukaryota, Fungi, Ascomycota, Sordariomycetes, Glomerellales, Glomerellaceae. The record is from RefSeq and is a predicted model, not a curated record. The transcript has a single exon.
AUGUCCUUCGGUCCGUCCUUUUCAAAAUUCCUUUUGGCCAGGCUAUCUCCACCACAACUUGGACGUCGAGUCUGGCACUCAUCAACAUCCAAACAAUCCCGGAAUUUUGAACACGCUCAUCUUGCUGUCAUCAUCACACUUGGUUCCCUUAUUCAAGGCAAUCUGGCUGUGCCGAAGUUUUGA